Molecule: messenger RNA, 318 nt
Organism: Prorocentrum cordatum
Lineage: Eukaryota; Dinophyceae; Prorocentrales; Prorocentraceae
Source: the annotation of a GenBank genome assembly
AUGGACGCCAUCUCGCAGCUGAUGGUGCAGGUCGAGGAGGCCAACGCCCUGUGCGGCGAGCUGGCGAGGGCGCUGCCUUCCAUGCUCCCCGUGGAGCUGGACGUCGGCAUGACCUUCAGCUUCCAGCCAGGCAGCCGACCACCCGCUGUCAUUGUGCAGGUCUGGGCACGCCGCCCCGCCGAGGACCCCGGGCCCCCGCGGCUCGUCGCCGCCUGGCCGCCCGCGGAGUUCGACCACCGGCUCGUGGGGCUGCGCGACGCGCACCGCGAGGCCGGUCCCCUCCCCGAGGAAGGUCUCGGCGGAGGCAGCGGCGUCUGA